UUUUCUGUUCCACUAAUUGUCUUGUCGCCGCAAAAUUGCAUUUCCACGGAAUACAUACAGACAAUUCAUAUAUUAUUUAUAUAUCAUAUUCGAGUUUUGGAUAGAAUUGAAAAUUUUUUCACAUAACAUUUACAAAAAUCGAAUAUCGCAAUCAAGUUUUACCGAAAAUAUCAACCGACUGCGUCACCGGCACAAUCGCACGAUAUACAUACAUAGCGGUGAUAGGUUAACGAACAUCUAUGUAUGGAAUUUAUCUGCUUUAACCACCGUUGAGAUUAUGUAUCUUCUUUAAUGUAGGAGAUUAUUCCCAUUAUGGUUCCUAUAAACACUGGGAAAAUAGAACUGGACAAUAAAAUCAACGAAUGGUUAAAAUGGAACAAGGAUCCGAAAGCUAGUCAUGAGGUUGAAGAACUUGUCGAAGGGAAUAACAUUGAGAUCUUGUCAAAUUUAUUCUUGGAAAGACUCAAAUUUGGCACAGCUGGAUUAAGAGGUCACAUGGGUCCAGGAUAUAAUCAGAUGAAUGAUUUAGUUAUAGUUCAAACUGGGCAAGGUCUAUCAAAUUAUUUACUAAAUGCUGUAUCUAAUGCAUCGGAAAAAGGAGUGAUAAUAGGAUACGAUGGACGUCAUUGCAGCAAAAGGUUUGCAGAAUUGACUGCUACAAUUUUUAUAGCAAAACAUGUAAAAGUAUAUCUCUUUUCAAAAGUUGUUCCAACUCCUUUCAUACCUUACGGUGUGUUAAAAUAUAAAUGUGCAGCAGGAAUAAUGGUUACAGCUUCCCAUAACCCUAAGAAUGACAAUGGUUAUAAAGUUUAUUGGGAAAACGGUGCACAAAUUAUUUCACCACAUGAUGAAAAAAUUCAAAAGUACAUACUUGAAAAUCUUGAACCGAUCGAAUCUUCUUGGGAUGUAACAAAAGUAUAUGUCAGUCCAUUAUAUAAAGAUCCAUGGAGUGACAUUAUGCAGUUGUAUUUUCAUGGCCUCAAACAAACAGUUUUAUAUCCUGAAGUAAAUAGAAACACAAUAUUAAAAUUUACAUAUACACCCAUGCAUGGAGUUGGAUAUGAGUACAUGAGUGCAGCGUUCGAUGCUGCAAAUUUAAAGCCAUUUGUAAUAGUCGAAGAGCAAAAGUUACCUGAUCCAGAAUUUUCAACUGUAAAAUUUCCAAAUCCUGAAGAAGGGGAAAGUGCUUUGGAGCUCAGUAUAAAAACAGCGAAUGAAAAUUCUUCUUCUAUCAUAAUUGCUAAUGAUCCUGAUGCAGAUAGAUUAGCUUGUGCGACAAAAAUGAAAACCGGAGAAUGGCAUAUUUUUUCGGGUAAUGAAUUGGGAGCGUUAUUAGGAUGGUGGAUGAUGCAUACAUAUCGGGUGCAACAUCCUGACACAGAUUUCUCUAAUGUAUAUAUGCUCGCGUCAACGGUAUCAAGUAAAAUUUUAGCUGCGAUGGCAAAACAGGAAGGCUUUAAUUUUGAGGAAACUUUAACAGGUUUCAAGUGGAUGGGCAAUAGAACUGUAGAACUAGAGAAAACUGAUAAAACAGUAAUAUUUGCAUACGAAGAAGCAAUUGGUUUCAUGUGCGGUUCUAAUGUACUGGAUAAAGAUGGUAUAAGUGCUGGAAUGUGCAUAGCAGAAUUGGCAGCUUAUCUUGAGACAAUAGGUUUUACUCUUUAUGAAAAAUUAUAUGAUAUAUAUGCUCAAUAUGGAUAUCACAUUUCUGAGAAUUCAUAUUGGAUUUGUCAUGAGCCAAAUACUAUUAAAGCAAUAUUUGAAAGAUUACGAAAUUACGCUGAAAAACCAAAUACGUAUCCAACAAGUAUCCUCAAUGGAAAAUACUCAAUAGUAGGUGUUCGUGAUCUGACAACUGGUUAUGAUAACACGAAAUCGAAAAAUAUUCUACCAGUUUCAAAAUCAAGUCAAAUGAUAACGUUUACUUUUAAGAAUGGCUUAGUAAUAACAUUAAGAACCAGUGGUACAGAACCUAAGAUUAAGUACUACAGUGAAAUAUGCGCAACUCUUGAAGAAAAAAAUCUUACACUUCUAAGGACAACGCUUAAGGAAAUGGUAUCGACCGUUGUAAAGGAAUUUCUCCAACCUAAAAUAAAUGGACUCUUACCCCGACCUAGUUAAGUGGAAUUACCAAUAUUUAUCAUACAAUUGCAGCAGCUGCAAAUCAAAGUAGAAGAAUAUUUACUGUAUUCCAAUUUUAUUUUAUUAUAUUUUUUUUUAUUGAAAGCAAAAUGAUCAUAUUUCUAAUGAAAGCAAACAUUCACCAGUUCAAUAAUUCCUCAUUUGUAAUUUACAAAGUAAAAAAAUUUGUAAUUUACUUACUAAUUCUAAUUUCUUAAAUUUUUAUUAAUUUAAGUCGCUAUAAAUUAUUAAUUAGGCUAUUAUUAGGUUCAUAAUGUCUGUAAAAAUUUGGUUUUACAAAAACUUAAUUCGUUACAUUGUGCAGCUUCAUGAAAAAAUGUUGUGAAUUAAAAAGUUUAUUUAAACAACUGCCACUGUCUUCCUUAAUUUAUUCAAAUGUGCGACAACAUGUAUGAUAUAUUGACAAUGAUUAUAAACAGAUUAAUGUAAUAAUUUUAUAAAUUAUACAGUCUUUAACAAAAUUA
Molecule: messenger RNA, 2606 nt
Organism: Megalopta genalis
Lineage: Eukaryota; Metazoa; Arthropoda; Insecta; Hymenoptera; Halictidae
Source: RefSeq, a predicted model, not a curated record